Molecule: messenger RNA, 816 nt
Organism: Penicillium atrosanguineum
Lineage: Eukaryota; Fungi; Ascomycota; Eurotiomycetes; Eurotiales; Aspergillaceae
Exons: 1
Coding region: 1-816 (271 amino acids)
Source: RefSeq, a predicted model, not a curated record
AUGGCCGGUCAGUCUGUUUUUGAGCCGUCGUCCAGUUCGAUUUUGACUUCGACUUCGGACGUGGAAGCAGGAGCCACACACACAUCGUCGGAAACAGCGAAUGCCGGCAUACCCGCUGAAACGACAGCGACUUCCACGCCAUUGACUGUUUAUCAAACUUGGACCUCAAUUUCGGCGUCGGCGACCACGACCACGACCGCACAGUCCGCGAACGCCGACUCCGGCGGAUUGUCCAAUACGACCGACUCCACCAAAACCAAGCUGGCCAUUGCACUACCUAUCGCAAUCGUCGGUGUCCUAGCCGUCGUCGCUGUGAUGUUUUUCUACAUGCGCCGAAGACGCCAGCGUAAUGCACCACCUUUGUACGAUGUCACCAUCAGCCAGAGCAAGAGCGUCUCAACGUCCGAGCUCAUGGUCGUUCCCACAAUUGUAACUACCGAGCCCACUCCUCGAUUCUCUGCACUCAGCGUUCUUCCAAACAACCAUAUCCGCGAUUCGAGCUCCAGCUCCCCAAUAGUACGAUCACCAGACGAAGCGAAUAUGGAGCUGGGACUUGCGGUCGCUGUUUCUAUGGAUCAAAGGAUGAGUGCGACGGAGCAGGAUCUGCAUGACAGGACUCAAUCUCCCCUGAAUGAGAACAGCAGGUCUGUUCCGCGCUCCCCAUAUCCGAACCAGCGUGACGAUGAUGCUGUGUCUGUGGUUUCGGGAUUAAAUGAGCGUCGGGCCUACGAGGAGGACUUUGAUGAUAUGUCUUCGGUGUCCUCUUUCAACGAUGACAGUCCUCACGAUGGCCCUCACCGGCAUUCGUUCGAAUGA